Molecule: messenger RNA, 1025 nt
Organism: Rosa rugosa (rugosa rose)
Lineage: Eukaryota; Viridiplantae; Streptophyta; Magnoliopsida; Rosales; Rosaceae
Product: probable caffeoyl-CoA O-methyltransferase At4g26220
Exons: 6
Coding region: 197-904 (235 amino acids)
Molecular function (GO): O-methyltransferase activity; S-adenosylmethionine-dependent methyltransferase activity
Source: RefSeq, a predicted model, not a curated record
AGGAAAAUCUGUCUAUAGUCCCGAGAAAUCCUCCUCGGACUCGUCCAAACGUAACGUUGUAACAAAGGAUCAGAAUUCAACCGCUCGUUCGCUGCAAUCUCAAGGCUCAGAGUCGUGGUUUAGUCAACUAGCUGCUCGGUCAAACUCGAAUCCCAUCGGUUUUCAGUGUUUGGAUCAGCAAUAUAUUCUGAGAGAAAUGGAGCAGAACAAGAAAAAGGUAUCGAAGGGACUAUUGCAGAGUGAUGACUUGUAUCAGUAUAUCUUGGAGACUAGCGUGUAUCCGCGUGAACCGGAGCCUCUCAAGGAGCUGAGAGAGGCCACUGCCAGCCACCCCGGGGCUGAGAUGGCUACUGCACCAGAUGCAGGCCAGUUGAUGACCAUGCUGUUGGGGCUAGUAGAUGCAAAGAAGACGAUUGAAGUUGGAGUUUUUACCGGAUACUCUCUUCUCCUCACUGCUCUUACAAUUCCUGAGGAUGGCAAGAUUGUAGCCAUAGAUGUAGAUCGUGAGCCAUAUGAUCAAAUAGGAUUUCCAAUCAUAAAGAAAGCUGGUGUUGAGCACAAAAUUGACCUCAUUGAAUCUGAGGCCCUACCCGUUCUUGAUAAGCUAUUGGAACAACAUGAAAAUGAAGGAAGUUUCGACUUUGCUUUCGUUGAUGCAGACAAGGUUAACUAUUGCAAUUACCAUGAGAGACUAAUGAAGCUGCUGAAGGUGGGGGGUAUGGCUGUGUAUGAUAACACUCUUUGGGGAGGGACAGUUGUAAUGCCUGUUGAGUCGACUCCGGAAUGGAUGAAACCAAGUAGACAGUCUAUUAUGGAGCUCAAUAAGUUGCUCGCUGCUGAUACUCGUGUCCAAAUUUCGCAUGCUGCUUUGGGUGAUGGGAUCACAGUUUGUAGGCGACUUUGAUUUCUUCCUGAAAGUGAUCGAAAACCUACAUGUGGAGCUUGAUGUAGUAUUUUCACAUGCUUUCGAUUUUCAAGUUUUUCUGAAGCCAAAAUUUUAAUGAAAUAAAUAUAUAUUGCUGGUG